CUUAUGUGAACAUCAGAAGGAAUUAUGUGCGGCUUUGUUUAAUUUUGAACGGACGCAAUGGUGUAUCAAUUACAAUUGAUCUUCUUCUGUGCUCCGUCAAUCAGAUGGAUUGCAUUAAUGCUGAACAGUUUCCUUCUAAUAGAAAGCUGUACCCCGGGCCACUUCAGUCGUUGUCCUGAUUGGGGUAGGUGUUCGGAAGACUGUGGUGGGGGGACUAGAUCACGGGUUUGUAAAUCGUGCGUCUGGAGAACAAAUAGGCGUUUCACCGAAAAUUGCAAUGAGUUCUGUCGAAAUGGUCACUCAUAUUAUGACGGGCGAUGUCAUUGUCCUAGCUGGAGAAGUGGGAGGUGUUGUGAAGAUUGCAGCAGAAAUUACAUCGCCCAUUGUCCCAGUUACGAACACCACUGUGGAGGAUCCCCGGAUGGUAUCCGUUGUGACAAAUGUUACGACCCGUAUUAUAGUUUGGGUUAUAACAGAGGUUGUGCGGUAUGUCCAUCAAUCGCCGAGUGUAAAUACCGAAGCUGCACAUCAUCCUACAAUGUAUACUGCAAGGAGUGUAACGACAACAAUGUAUUCUUCAAGCGAUACAACGGCGACAAAGAAUGCCAGCGGAUGUGUUCCUGGAACAACCACUAUUGUUGGCCAGGGAGCUGCAGAAAUGGUCUCACCAAGGACUGCUCGUGCGCAGCGGGGUUUACCAGUGUUUCAAAUUAUGCGGAAACGUCGUGUCAACCAAUUCAGAAACCAUCCAUCUUAACAUGUGACACUGUGGCGAUUGGACCAAAUGGUGAAAAGAAGACAGCAAUGUCAUCGAGCAAUUCAACCGAGUGUCAGUAUUUGCAAGAUAUAUAUGGAAAUUAUCAGCCGACGAUUAUGCAGUAUGAUUUGAGCACUGAAUACACAAUUGACAUUUCCAGCUAUUCGCGCCCUUCAUAUAUUGUUGAACAAAACUUCGGAAUAACGGACGUAACAGUAUAUAUGCAACGCCAAUCCGUAUCAGGUUCGCUCACUACUUUACCAACAAACAGACGACUUACAGAUGUAAAUUCGAGCCAGUCUGUUAGGAGCGCACAUUAUGAUUCACAUAAUUUUACGACUACAUACACACUCGCAAAUGGCCAGGCGUAA
Molecule: messenger RNA, 1128 nt
Organism: Mya arenaria
Lineage: Eukaryota; Metazoa; Mollusca; Bivalvia; Myida; Myidae
Product: multiple epidermal growth factor-like domains protein 6
Exons: 8
Coding region: 58-1128 (356 amino acids)
Source: RefSeq, a predicted model, not a curated record